UACUUAAACCUCCUAACUAAAUUAACUAAACCAAACUAAACCCAAUACCUCAUUUGUUUUGCUCUCUAGCCAUUCAACAAUCUCUUCUUUUUCAAAUGGAAUGGACUAGAGGGCCGGUCAUCGGCCGUGGCUCAACGGCCACCGUCUCCCUAGCCACCUCCACCUUCUCCGGCGAGGUCUUUGCACUAAAGUCAAGUGAGCUAUCAAAAUCCAAAUCACUCCAAAGAGAACAAUUUCUUCUAUCUUCUUUAAGCUCAUGCCCUUAUGUUGUUCACUACAUAGGCUAUGAUAUUACUACAGAAAAUAGUCGGUCCAUGUAUAAUAUCUGCAUGGAGUAUAUUCCCGGCGGCACACUUCACGACGAGAUUCUCCGGCACGGUGGUCGGUUGAAUGAAGAUAUGAUCAAAUCAUACACAAGAAAUAUUUUGCAAGGGUUAGAUUACUUGCAUAUGAAUAUUAAAUUAGUGCAUUGUGACAUCAAGAGCAAGAAUAUUCUGAUCAGUAAAGACGUAGCAAAAAUUGCUGACUUUGGCUGUGCUAAAUUUGAUGAUGAUACGUCGGAAUUUUCAGGUACACCGGCGUUUAUGUCGCCGGAGGUGGCGAGAGGAGAAGAGCAAGGUUUUCCGGCUGAUAUAUGGGCGGUAGGUUGUACAGUUAUAGAAAUGGCAACCGGGUCUAUUCCAUGGGUUCAAGAAAAUAAUCACGACGUCGACCCAUUAGCGAUUCUUUACAAGAUUGGAUAUUCCGGUGAGAUUCCGGAGUUUCCGACAUUAUUGUCGGAGAGUUGUAAAGAUUUCUUGAACAAAUGUUUCAUUAAGGAUUCUAAAAAAAGAUGGACUGCUAAAGAAUUACUUGGUCAUCCAUUUCUUGAUCAGUUUGAUGAUCAUAAGGUUCGUAUGAGUUCGCCGAGUUGUGUACUAGAUCAAGAUUUCUGGAAUUCAAUGGACGCAUUUGAAAAUCAUAAGGAUUCGACUGUACAGAUUGAAGAUUUUUCGAGUUCGAGUUCGAGUUCGGGUAAUUCUCCGGGUGAUCAGAGGUUGAGUUCAUUGAUUUCUGAUGGGCCCAGUUGGGAUUCGGAAGAGAAUUGGAUUACAGUUAGAAUAAGCAAUGAAAUUGAGGAGAAAGAUUUAAUUUUGAUGGAUGAAGAUUUAGAUUUAGAUUUAGAUGAAUUUUUGGUUUCAGAUUCAAUUAUUGAUGAGCAAAUGCUUGAAAAUUUCAUUUUUGAUGAAGUGGAAGGUAUUAUUAGAGGUAGUGACAAUGUUAGCAGCAGUAGUAGUGAAAGAUUUGAUGUAAAAAAUGUGAAUUUUGAGAUGGAUAAUGAAAAUUCUUGUUUUGUUCUAAAUUUUAAUUUGCUUUUUUAA
Mercurialis annua (annual mercury) is the source of this 1361-nucleotide messenger RNA. Its product is annotated as mitogen-activated protein kinase kinase kinase 18-like. The coding region runs from base 96 to 1361 and encodes 421 amino acids. Gene Ontology annotation, biological process: protein phosphorylation. The transcript has a single exon. The record is from RefSeq and is a predicted model, not a curated record. NCBI's taxonomy places the organism in Eukaryota, Viridiplantae, Streptophyta, Magnoliopsida, Malpighiales, Euphorbiaceae. Gene Ontology annotation, molecular function: ATP binding; protein kinase activity.